AAAUAAAUUUCAUUAAAACGCAAAUCUUGUUAAAGUAGUCAGUCUAUUAUUUGAAUUAGUUUUGGAAUUGUUUGAAGUUGUAAUGCGAGCAGAGUGCUUAGCACUCCACGAGCUGCAACCGUGCCAAAUUCCCCAACUUUUGAAAAGGUCACGCAACAAUAAUAAGAUCUAUAAAUGUGAAUAUAUCCUAAAUUCCAAAAUAAUUUUUAUAUUGUUUAAUACUCGAAUCUAUAAACAAAGUAAUUGAUUUACAAAUUGUUCUUGAAACAUUGAUGUUUCAUAAUACAUAAUUUUUAUUAUUUACAUGAAACUUAAUGUUAAACAAUAAAUAAAUAUGUAUACUUUAUUAUUAAUAAACGUAUAUGUAUAUAUAUACAUGUGUUAUAAAAAUAAGAUUUUAAAAUGUAUUAAUUCCUGUUCAAUGUCCAUGCAACAAUUUUAUUGGUCUGUUUUGUAAUCUCUUAGCCAGUCAAAAAUAUGUUUCCUAGUAAACAUAAUACAAAAUAUAACGAAUUGUAUAUAAACAAUAUUGUUAUCAUCACAAUCAAGCUUUAACCUGAUACCCUAUGAUGAAGUGAUAUUAUUUAAUUCAAAUCGUGAUAGGAAAAUACAAUAGGAUUACUUUUACAAUGAGUUUAUAUGCUGAUAUUCAAAAAGUAACACAAAUACCUCAGACAGAUGAAAAUGUCGUAUUUGUACGUCGAAAAGAAUCUAAUACAGUUAAACGAAAUCCAAAAUUAAAGAAGUUUAAACCUCCACAGAAUGUAAAUUUGUAUGAUUAUGAUUGUAACGAUGGCCAACAUGAUGUACUUCAAGAGCGUAGCAUACAUGAAAAUGAAAUUGCAUCCUCCAUUAUAGAAGCCAAUUGUGGUGUUAACUAUUCAAAUGAAAAACUUGAGGAACAUUGGAAACUUAGACAAAUGAAAGCUAGUUUAAAAUCCAAAGAUUAUACUUUUAAGGAGAAUUUAAAGUCUGAUAAUUGUGAUUAUGAAAAUUCAACUACGGAAACUUAUAAUGGAAUUUCCAUGUUAGAAACUAGUGCUAAAGAUAAAAACAAUACUGAAAAUGUAGAAAGUGCUUUAAAAAAAUGUGGUCUUAAUAAAAAUGCAGUGAUUAAAGGGCUUUUAAAAAGUCACACAAUAUCAAUAAACGAUUUACAUGUACCAAAAGAUUGUACAAAUAUAAGACAAAGCAACAUUCAGAAUGAAAAUAUUCCUUCAUCAAGUAGUUUAAGUCAAGAAAACUGUAUGAAAUUAAUUCCAUUUCCAGAAGAUCCAGAGGUAUUAGUUCAAUCUUUACAAGUUCAUGGUCGUAUAGAUGAAAAUAAAUAUAAAAAUAUUGACUUUUCUGUAGCACACAUAGGUAAAAAAAAAGCAAUUACAGCACGACAAUUUUUUAUUAAUAUGAGUGAUAGUGAAUUUGAUUUUGUAAAACCACGUAAAAUGGACAAAAAAUAAUUUAAAUAAGUAAAAA
Bombus pyrosoma is the source of this 1473-nucleotide messenger RNA. RefSeq lists its product as uncharacterized. The transcript has 5 exons. The record is from RefSeq and is a predicted model, not a curated record. Lineage: Eukaryota; Metazoa; Arthropoda; Insecta; Hymenoptera; Apidae. The coding region runs from base 630 to 1457 and encodes 275 amino acids.